Messenger RNA from Diceros bicornis minor, 2810 nucleotides. It is a transcript of the gene RANBP3, whose product is annotated as RAN binding protein 3. The coding region runs from base 914 to 2257 and encodes 447 amino acids. The record is from RefSeq and is a predicted model, not a curated record. Gene Ontology annotation, molecular function: GTPase activator activity. The transcript has 13 exons. NCBI's taxonomy places the organism in Eukaryota, Metazoa, Chordata, Mammalia, Perissodactyla, Rhinocerotidae. Gene Ontology annotation, cellular component: nuclear pore; cytoplasm. Gene Ontology annotation, biological process: protein export from nucleus.
AUUUUUCAAAAGUUUAUACAAGUAAUACAUUCGUACCAUUAAAAAAAAAAGACAAAUGGGAAAUAUAUAAAAUCAAAGAAUCUGCCUGCCCCUUCCCCCGCCCUCUGCCAUCCCAAGGGUGACUGAAGUUUAUGUCAUUUUCCAGGCCCCCUUCCUGUGUAUUAAAUUCUCACAUUAAUUAAUAUUGCUUAGAUGUGUUCAGAUAAAUAUAUUUAAUCACAGCUUUAAAAUUUCAAGGAAAACGUCUUGAUCCCCUCCAAAGAAUACGGAGCCUGCCUUUUUUGGUCUUUUGUUGGGGAACUGACUCCAAGAUUUCCUGAAAGUUUCUCCCACGUGGCUGAAAUUCCUCAUAAAAGAUUUAAUGAGCAAGUUUAACCACCCGAAUUCUGUAACCCAGCCUGUCUUAUAUAAAUUCAUGGCUGACUUCAAAAGCCUGGCGAGAUAAGCCAUACUCUGGCACACGGGCGAUAGCCUCGGAAGGGGCAAGUUUUUAUAACUUGGAGGAUUGAUUUGAUGGUCUCGUUUCAAACAAUUGAGUUCAUUUUGACGCUAAAAGCAAACCGUUUGGAGCUGAGCCCUGGCCCAGGCCUGAGGAGGAGCGUGGUUCCCUAAAGUCUCUGGUGGUACCUGGGGUGCUCCCUUAGCUGGUCGUGUUGUGAGCCGUGGGGGUGGCGUGGGCCACGGGCCGCCUGUUCUGGCCUGGGCCAGCAGUAGCUGAAGCCAUGUCUUGAUCCCUUUGUGCUGUGCACUUCUACGAAUCUCAUGAGCACCUCUGUGGUCUGUGAGUGACAGCCUCGCUCCCCUCUCUCCCCCCCAAACCUUUCUCCUGCAGCCCUGAGAGCAGGGCACCCUGCGACGGGGCGGCCCCAACCUGCUUCAGAGGCCCUGGCGCAGCCCUGGUCCCGGGUACCCGAUGCAGCGUGCGUGGUGGCAGCCUUGCACGUCCGUUCUGCAAGAGGAAAAGAGCAGUGGGUUCCGGUUGAAGCCGCCAACGCUGAUCCAUGGCCAGGCCCCCAGCGCAGGUCUGCCAAGCCAGAAGCCCAAGGAACAGCAGCGAAGCGUGCUUCGCCCGGCGGUGUUACAAGCCCCGCAGCCAAAGGCACUGUCACAGACCGUCCCCAGCAGCGGCACCAACGGCGUCAGCAUCCCAGCAGACUGCCCGGGGGCCGCGACAUCGACGCUGCCCGACAACCCCGCCCGGAGGAGUCCCUCUGACGAGGCGCGAGCACUCGAGGAGAAAGAGCCCCCGAGAGGUGAGCCUAGCAACCCUUCUGAGGAGGACAGCUGUGAGCAGAAGGAGCAGGUUGCACAGCAGGCGUUUGUGUUCGGGCAGAACUUGAGGGACAGAGUUAAGUUAAUAAACGAGAACACUGAAGCAGCCGACGUGGAGAAUGCCGGCCACCCCAGCUCAGAAACGCCAACCGCGACCAACUAUUUCCUUCAGUAUAUCAGCUCCAGUUUAGAGAAUUCGACCAAUAGUGCCGACGCCGCCAGCAACAAAUUCGUGUUUGGCCAGAACAUGAGCGAGCGCGUGCUGAGCCCACCCAAACUAAAUGAGGUCACUUCAGAUGCCACCAGGGAAAACUCGGCUGCCGAGUCCGGGUCCGAGUCCUCGUCCCAGGAGGCCACCCCUGAGAAAGCUAAUCACAUUUCAGAGUCCCUGGCUGAGUCGGCGGCCGCCUACACCAAGGCGACGGCGCGCAAGUGUUUGUUGGAGAAGGUGGAAGUCAUCACCGGGGAGGAGGCGGAGAGCAACGUGUUACAGAUCCAGUGUAAGCUGUUCGUCUUUGACAAGACCUCGCAGUCAUGGGUGGAGAGGGGCCGGGGGCUGCUCAGACUCAACGACAUGGCCUCCACCGACGACGGGACGUUACAGUCGCGACUAGUGAUGCGGACCCAGGGCAGCCUGCGGCUCAUCCUCAACACCAAGCUGUGGGCCCAGAUGCAGAUGGACAAGGCCAGUGAGAAGGGCGUCCGCAUCACGGCCACGGACGCCGAGGACCAGGGCGUCAAGGUCUUCCUGAUCUCGGCCAGCUCCAAGGACACCGGGCAGCUGUACGCGGCCCUGCACCACCGCAUCCUGGCUUUGCGCAGCCGCGCGGAGCAGGAGCAGGAGGCCAAAACGCCCGCCCCGGAGCCCGGGGCCGCCCCGUCCAACGAGGACGACAGCGACGACGAUGACGUCCUGGCUCCGUCGGGAGCCACCGGAAGCGGCACUGGUGACGAAGGGGACGGGCAGACGGCCGGGAGCACAUAGCGCCGGGAGCCGGCCACCCGCGAGCCUGCUGCUUUGUCCGUCUGUCCGCCCGCCCGCCCUUCCCGCCAGCAGCGUCGCGGCGCGGGGCCCGGGAACCACACUCCCCGCUGGGUUGGCCACAGUCUGGAUCCGCGCGUCCCGUUCAGAAGCAGCCUCGGGAACUGCCUGAACGUGGUUUGGGACACGAGACCUCAUCAUAUUGAUGAGCAAACAAAAGAGAACAUUUCUUCCCUCCCCUCCUUUGAAUUGAGAUGGCACAUUAAGACUUGUCACGGCUUCACUGGGACUGGGACGCCUUGUUUCUUCACCCCACCCUCCUCGUGUCGCCGGCCUCUCCCCACUGCCGCCCACCCCGGGGGUCCCCGCCGCCUGCCCGGGCUGCCGGGUCUGUCCACACAAGCGUCAACACUGGGCCUGCUGGACGUCCUGUUAACUACUCACUUUAUCUUCGUUUCCCCCGUUCUGAUUUGGGGUGUAUGUUUUCAGAUCUUUUUAUUCCCCCCAAGGCUUUGUUUUUGGUUUCUUAGAUUAAGAUGCUCCUGUGCAUUUAGCA